Molecule: messenger RNA, 790 nt
Organism: Spodoptera frugiperda (fall armyworm)
Lineage: Eukaryota; Metazoa; Arthropoda; Insecta; Lepidoptera; Noctuidae
Gene: e(r)
Product: enhancer of rudimentary homolog
Exons: 4
Coding region: 137-448 (103 amino acids)
Source: RefSeq, a predicted model, not a curated record
UCAUUUCAGAACGAGCAUCAAGAAGCUUCGUUACGGCGUUUGUAAUCUUGGAAAAAUAGUGAAAAACGAGUAUUCAUCACUAAAUACAAAUUAAAACACACGCAGUGUUCCUCAAUUUGCCUUAAAUACAUUAAACAUGUCCCACACAAUUUUGUUGGUUCAACCGGGGCCACGGCCAGAAACCAGGACAUACUCCGACUACGAAAGCGUCAACGACUGUAUGGAAGGAGUGUGUAAAAUAUACGAGGAACAUUUAAAAAGAAGAAAUCCAAAUACACCGACGAUUACAUACGAUAUAUCGCAACUCUUCGAUUUUAUCGACCAGCUGGCUGACCUAAGUUGUUUAGUAUAUCAGAAAUCAACGAACACAUACGCACCAUACAACAAAGAUUGGAUCAAAGAAAAGAUAUAUGUCUUACUACGUCAAGCGGCCGGCCAAGGAGACUAAUUUAAGUACCAAAGUACAAGGAUUAUUAACACAUGGAGUGUCUAUAUAGGUACAUAGCAGCUAUCCAGACAUUGAAAGAGCCCCUAAAUAAAAAAAAAAAAAAACAGUUAUAUUAAACACUCCAUGUAUUUUAUACUCCAAAAUUUAUUAAAACUAAAACGGUGAUACUUGAUGCGUUUGAUGUUCCAAUAUAGACCUUAUAGACAUAAAAAUAGAGGUUAUUGCGUAGUUUUUCAAUUCAUAGUUUUAUUUCACUGUUAUAUUGACAUGUAGAUUAUAUUGUGGAAGUGAUUGGUUCUAGAAAAAGUCUUUUUAAAAGUCAGUCAACUGUUUUUCUAUAAA